Leucoraja erinaceus (little skate) is the source of this 3377-nucleotide messenger RNA. It is a transcript of the gene pak1, whose product is annotated as p21 protein (Cdc42/Rac)-activated kinase 1. The coding region runs from base 888 to 2519 and encodes 543 amino acids. The record is from RefSeq and is a predicted model, not a curated record. Gene Ontology annotation, cellular component: cytoplasm. Lineage: Eukaryota; Metazoa; Chordata; Chondrichthyes; Rajiformes; Rajidae. The transcript is spliced from 15 exons. Gene Ontology annotation, biological process: intracellular signal transduction; regulation of MAPK cascade; regulation of axonogenesis. Gene Ontology annotation, molecular function: ATP binding; protein serine/threonine kinase activity.
AUAUGCACACACAUAAAUAAGCAUAUAAAGUGCAAUAGGCUAUUAAAGUUCAGAUUUUUGUUUGAGUUGAGUUUAGUAGUCUGAUGGCUGAGGGGAAGCAGCUAUUCCUGAACCUGGAUGUUGCAGAUUUCAGUCUCCUGUACCUUCUACCUGAAGGCAGCAGAGAGACGAGUGUGUGGCCAGGAUGGUGUGGGUCCUGGAUGAUGCUGGCAGGCCUUUUUGAGGCAGCGACAAUCCAUAUCCCUUCACGCCACAGAUGCUGCCUCACCCGCUGAGUUUCUCCAGCAUUUUUGUCUACCUUUGAUUUUCCAGCAUCUGCAGUUCCUUCUUAAACAGCUUUGCAGACAGCCUGCUUCAUAGUUGCCUGAAGCUUCAGUCCAAUGUGUUUUGUAUACUGUGUGCGGUGCCGUUUGAAUAGACCCCCCCUAAAUAAUAUGCUUUCCCCUUGAUUCACAUUAUGAACCGGCAAUUAGAUGAGAACAAAGCCAUUCCCACAUUGCCCGCAGCAGCAGUGACUCUGUGAAACAUCAGCCAGUCGAGAUGUCUGCACUGGGGAUUUUUUUCUCUCUUCUCUCUGCCCUCUUUCUCCUCUUUCCCCAGCCAAUGUGAGUCACUCAGAACAUGACAUCAUGUCUGGGGAGGUCCCAGCUAGCCAGCCAGCCAGCCACCGUGCACCGCUCCUUGUGUGUUACACACCACCAGUAUCAGAUGUGUGUGUGUGUGUGUGGCAGCGAAGCGACACAGGAUCUUGCGGGAGCAACCCCUUGCUUGCAUUCGACUCGGGGGAGGACUGUUUCUCUUGGAAGGAGCUGUGUGUGUGUGUGUGUGUGUGCACACACGUGUGCGGGCACCGAUUGUGGAACAGCGAUAGGUUUUGGUGACUGAAGAUGUCAGAUAAUGGUGAAGUGGAAGACAAGCCUCCAGCUCCGCCCAUGAGGAACACCAGCACCAUGAUUGGUGUGGGCAGCAAGGACUCUGGCAACCUUAACCAUGGCUCCAAGCCUCUUCCCUUGGCUCCUGAAGAGAAGAAAAAGAAAGACAGGCUCAGGUUCUUUCCCGGAGCAGGAGACAAAACCAACAGAAAAAAAGAAAGGGAACGGCCCGAGAUCUCGCUACCUUCUGAUUUUGAGCACACAAUACACGUUGGAUUUGAUGCUGUCACUGGAGAGUUCACUGGCAUGCCAGAGCAAUGGGCUCGGUUGUUGCAGACAUCGAAUAUCACAAAGCUGGAGCAGAAAAAGAAUCCACAGGCAGUGUUGGAUGUUCUGAAAUUCUAUGAAUCAAAAGAAACAUCAAACAGUCAAAAAUACAUGAGCUUCACAGAUAAGACAGCAGAUGGUUAUGUAACCACGAAUGCACUGAGCACAAAGAAUGUGUCGGAGUCGCCGGCUGUGCCUCCCGUGUCCGAGGACGAUGAUGAAGAUGAAGGAAUACCGCCGCCUGUCAUAGCGCCGAGACCGGAGCACACCAAGUCGAUGUACACCCGGUCCGUGAUAGAUCCCAUUCCCCUCCCACCCACCAAAGAUGCAGCUACAUCCCCCAUCUCCUCGCCCUCCGACAACAGCACAACCCCUUCAACCACCUUGACCAGGAACGCAGAGAAACAGAGGAAGAAGACCAAAAUGACGGACGAGGAGAUAUUGGAAAAAUUGAGAAGUAUAGUAACUGUGGGUGAUCCAAAGAAGAAGUACUCGAGAUUUGAGAAGAUUGGACAGGGGGCUUCAGGCACAGUGUAUACAGCCAUUGAUGUGGCCACUGGUCAAGAGGUUGCAAUCAAACAGAUGAAUUUACAACAGCAACCCAAGAAAGAAUUGAUUAUUAAUGAAAUUCUGGUUAUGAGGGAAAAUAAAAAUCCAAAUAUUGUUAAUUAUUUAGACAGCUACCUCGUGGGCGAUGAGUUAUGGGUGGUUAUGGAGUACCUGGCAGGUGGAUCGCUGACCGACGUGGUCACAGAGACCUGCAUGGAUGAAGGACAAAUAGCAGCAGUGUGUAGAGAGUGUUUACAAGCCCUGGAGUUCCUGCACUCAAACCAGGUCAUUCACAGGGACAUCAAAAGUGACAACAUUCUGCUGGGGAUGGACGGAUCUGUCAAGCUAACUGACUUUGGCUUCUGCGCUCAGAUCACUCCCGAGCAGAGUAAACGAAGCACGAUGGUGGGCACCCCCUACUGGAUGGCCCCCGAGGUGGUCACGAGGAAAGCUUACGGACCCAAGGUGGACAUUUGGUCGCUGGGAAUCAUGGCGAUAGAAAUGAUCGAGGGCGAACCUCCCUACCUGAACGAGAAUCCCCUGAGGGCACUGUAUUUAAUAGCAACGAAUGGCACUCCUGAGCUACAGAAUCCUGAAAAACUGUCUUCUAUAUUUCGGGACUUUCUUAAUCGCUGCCUGGAGAUGGAUGUGGAGAAGAGAGGUUCUGCCAAGGAGCUUCUCCAGCACCCGUUCCUGAAGGUGGCCAAGCCUCUGUCCAGUCUCACUCCCCUCAUCCUUGCCGCCAAGGACGCAGCCAAGAACAACCGCUAACGGGACGGGUGACAUCUGCAACCCCUGCGUCGGCGGCGCUCACAUGCGCCCCCCCCACCCCACCCACGCGCAACGGGAUUGCUGCUCACCCUAGCGACGGGCGGGCCCCUCCCACCCGGAGCUCCUCCAGUCUUCAAUCCUUCCACAGCCAAGUUCCAGGGAAGGGGACGGAGUGGGGAAAGGGUGGGGGGAGGGGUAGACCAUCGCGGGAGGCUGUCAUUCCACGGGUGCCACGCAAAGGACAACGCGCUUUGUGCGGGACGGGACGGGACGGGACGGGAGGGGAUUCUUCCCUUAAACUGCAUUGGGUGUUAAUAGUUCUUUAUAGUACUGAGCAGUGUCCCAACUCUGUGGAAUAUCAGCCCCUGAUGCUGGGUGUAUCUAGUGGUUGUGGAAGGCUGCAGGGGGCUUGGCAAUAGUCAGGAGAUAAGCCUGUGCACUACACAGUCCACUGAGCCUGUCCUUUGACCCUCCCCAACCCUGGCAAGCUGCUGGGAUUUCUCCCUCUUUCAUAUGUUCGUAAGUAGUAUCUCUUCAUUUUGGGUGGACGGGCCAGUGCUUUUACAUUCUUUCCCCUUCUCCCUAACGUUCAUAGGUCUAUAUAUAUAUAUAUUUCCCCCCCUUCUUUGUUGAGUGAUUCUCUCUCCGCUUCGAAGAUCGAUCACUCGGAUUGAUCCCGCGUUCCGAUCGCCUGAGUCUUCGGCUGGAGGCUUCUCUCAAAUCACUGAAUGUAGCGGCAAGUUGCCGAAUGGUCACAUACGUGACGUAGUUAUUAAGUCUGCGGUGAUGCCAGUCUUAAUACCCGCACUGCCGGGCAUGUAGUAUAUUUUUUUGUGAGUGUUUCCCCCUCCCCCUCUC